UAUAUGUCAAAAAUAACAAAAAAUUGAUAGAAUACAAAUUUGAUUGGCUUUUGUUGGUUACAUGCCGUGUAACGAUCAACCUCAAUCAAAUAAGGCUAGUAUUUAAAGGGAUGUGCCACCAUCUAAUCUAGCAACUAACUCCAAGUAAGUUCACCCAAACACUUCAAAACCCGCCAUGGGCAACUCCUCUGCUGACCACUCCGCCGUCGUGCAGCUAGACGCUGACGCCGCUGCGGCCGGCAGAGCUGAGAGGUCCAAGUGGCUGCUGGCCUCCGCCGGCCCUCCGCCGCCUUGGCAGCAACUCCUCAGCUCCGUAAAGGAGACCCUUCUACCUCACCCCAAAACGAAGCAACAUCGCCCAAAUCAGUUACUUCUCUUCUUGCAAUCCCUCUUUCCAAUACUUAAAUGGGGAAAGAAUUAUAAAGCUGCAAUGUUCAAAAAUGAUUUCUUGGCUGGCUUGACUCUUGCCAGCCUCUGCAUUCCUCAGAGUAUUGGAUAUGCUAAUCUGGCUAAAAUGGAUCCACAAUACGGCCUAUACACGAGUGUUGUUCCGCCAUUGAUAUAUGCUGUAAUGGGGAGUUCGAGGGAGAUCGCCAUCGGUCCGGUGGCGGUGGUGUCGCUGCUGCUCUCUGCGAUGGUCUCCAAAGUGGUGGACCCUACCGCCGAUCCCACGGCCUAUCGACGGACUGUUUUCACCGUCACCUUCUUCACCGGCGCCUUCCAGGCGCUCUUCGGAAUAUUCCGGCUGGGAUUUCUGGUGGAUUUUUUGUCACAUGCUGCGAUUGUAGGAUUCAUGGGAGGCGCAGCCAUUGUGAUUGGCCUCCAACAGUUGAAGGGAUUGCUCGGAAUCACCCAUUUCACAUCCAAAACUGAUGUCGUGUCCGUGCUUGCUGCUGUCGUCAAAGCACUUCAUCAACAAUGGUAUCCAUUGAAUUCUGUCCUCGGCUGUUCAUUCUUGAUCUUCAUCCUAAUCACCCGAUUCAUCGGCCAAAGGAAGAAGAAACUGUUCUGGCUGCCGGCGACGGCGCCGCUAUUCUCAGUGAUACUAUCCACCUUAAUAGUGUACUUGAGCGAAGCCGAAAAGCACGGCAUCAAAAUCGUGAAACACUUGAAAGGAGGGCUGAAUCCCACCUCACUCCACCAGCUAGACUUCGGAGGCCAACAUGUCGGAGAAGCCGCCAAAAUCGGAUUAAUAUGCGCCCUUAUAGCCCUCACUGAAGCGAUUGCUGUGGGGAGAUCGUUCGCUUCGAUGAAAGGAUACCACCUGGAUGGGAACAAGGAAAUGGUGGCCAUGGGAGCCAUGAACCUAGUUGGAUCUCUAACGUCAUGCUACACAGCCACUGGUUCAUUUUCAAGAACGGCUGUAAAUUACAGCGCAGGGUGUGAAACAGUGAUAUCUAACAUUGUGAUGUCUGUGACUGUGUUGAUAUGCCUUGUCUUUUUCACGAAGCUGUUGUAUUACACUCCUCUGGCGAUUCUGGCUUCCAUAAUCUUGUCGGCUCUGCCCGGAUUGAUCGAUCUCAACGAGGGCUAUAACAUUUGGAAGGUCGAUAAGUUGGAUUUCAUGGUCUGCCUCUCUGCCUUCUUCGGCGUUCUCUUCGGUUCCGUCGAAAUCGGCCUCCUUGUAGCGGUGAUAAUGUCAUUUGGGAAGGUAAUAAUAAUAUCUAUAAAACCAAGCACAGAAGAAGUAGGGAGAGUUCCAGGGACAGACAUAUUCUGUAACAUACUAGAAUAUCCUGUGGCCAUCAAACUUCCCGGCCUCUUAAUCACCCGGAUUACUUCUGCAACUUUCUGCUUUGCCAAUGCCAGUUUCAUCCGAGAAAGGAUUUUGAAGUCGGUAAAAGAUGAAAAUAAUAUUGAAGAAAUCGCCAAAGGACGGCUUUGUGUAUUCAUCCUCGAUAUGACUAAUGUGAUGAAUAUCGACACUUCGGGUAUUCAUGCGCUAGAAGAAGUGCACAAGAAACUCAAUGCAAGAGGACUACAAUUAGCAGUGGUGAAUCCGAAGUGGCAAGUAAUUACGAAGAUGAAGGCAGCAAAAUUGAUAGAUAAAAUUGGUGCAGAAUGGGUUUUUCUGUCUGUAGGCGACGCUGUGGAGGCGUCGCUUCGUCUCAAAAUCAAUGGUCUCAAUUGUUGUUAAUUAAUUAGUGAGCUUAAUUAUUUGUGAUUGAAUAAAUUAAGUUGAUAAUCUAGCUGCUACGUUUAGGUCCUGCAUUUUAUCAAGUAAAUUAAUGCCGGCAUAAAAAUGUAACAGCGAAAAUUAUCAUGAAUCAUUGAUCAUUGUAAAAUACCCUCCUGUAAUCAGUUUGUGUGAAGGAUAUUACUUUUUUUUUUU
Messenger RNA from Salvia miltiorrhiza (redroot sage), 2332 nucleotides. Its product is annotated as low affinity sulfate transporter 3-like. Lineage: Eukaryota; Viridiplantae; Streptophyta; Magnoliopsida; Lamiales; Lamiaceae. Gene Ontology annotation, molecular function: secondary active sulfate transmembrane transporter activity. The coding region runs from base 176 to 2137 and encodes 653 amino acids. Gene Ontology annotation, cellular component: membrane. The record is from RefSeq and is a predicted model, not a curated record. Gene Ontology annotation, biological process: transmembrane transport. The transcript is spliced from 12 exons.